AUGUCAUCUAGCCUGCAGCAGCUCCAAAGCCAACAACUCAGAGCUGUCAGUCUCGAAUAUUCGCAGCAGCACCCUCAUGCCCACGCUCUCGACUCGCCCGGCGCUCAUUCUCAUAUAACCACUUCCUCAGCCUCCCACCAACCCUUCUCCUCUGGAACCCCAAAUGACGGUAUGCGGUCCAACAGCGCGAACCACAGCGUCGUCGAUGCCUCCCAUUUUGCCGACGACUUUUCUUUCCCACCGAACCCGCUGGACGACCAAAGCGCAAUGAUGUUCCUCGGCGAACCAGAUCACGCUGCCGACAUGUUCCCGACCUCGCAUCGCCCCUCCGUCUCCUCCAUCGGUGGCCGCCAAAACUCAAUAACAGUCAUGCCUGUCGGUUUUGCGCAGGCCAUGAACCAGCGCCGCCAUAGCAUCAUUACCUCGGAAGAUGGCAGCCAGGACAGCGGCCACGCCGAGCACAAUCCACUCGAGGAUGCCGGUGCCGAUGAGUUUGGCCUACCUACGCAAAUCGCCGGCAACGGGUCCGACCUGGGCGGCAAAUCCAAGGACGACAAGACAGACCAGACGCCCGCAUGGAGCGAGUUGAAGACCAAGGCCGGCAAAGAACGAAAGCGACUUCCUCUAGCGUGCAUCGCAUGCCGACGUAAAAAGAUUCGAUGCUCGGGAGAAAAGCCGGCGUGCAAGCAUUGCCUUCGAUCACGGAUUCCCUGUGUGUACAAGGUGACAACCAGGAAAGCCGCGCCCAGGACCGACUACAUGGCCAUGUUGGACAAGCGACUGAAGCGCAUGGAGGAGCGCAUCAUCAAAAUUGUGCCGAAAAACGAACAAGACUCCAAUGCGGCCUCGCUGACCCGAGCCGUGGUUAAACCGGCAAUUCCGGGAUCACUCCCCGCAGCUAAAGCCAACUCUAAGAAGCGAGUUGCCGACGAAGCAUUUGGUCAGGAUCUCGACCACUGGGCAAAAGCGCCGGCCAAGACAAGAAUUGAAACGCCAAACAAGAACUUGUCGUUGCAAGCGCAGGAAGCGGAGGAGAACAAGCUCUUCCUGGAGGGGCUCGAUGCACUUCCGUCCAAGGAAAUCCAGGAACAUUUAGCCGAGGUAUUUUUCGAGAACAUUUACGGCCAAGCAUACCACCUGCUCCACAAGCCCAGCUACAUGAGAAAACUCAGAGCUGGCACGCUUCCGCCAGUACUCGUACUGUCCGUUUGCGCGAUAGCCGCCCGCUUUUCCAGCCACCCGAAACUCAACAACUCAUCACCAAACUUUCUCCGUGGCGAGGAGUGGGCGUCGCAUGCCCGGGACAUCUGCACCAGGCGAUAUGAGUGGCCCAACAUCACGAUCCUGACGUGUCUACUUAUCCUCGGCCUUCACGAGUUUGGGACGUGCCAUGGCGGUAGGAGCUGGGCUUUAGGAGGCCAAGCAAUCCGCAUGGCCUUUGCUCUACAACUUCACAAAGACUUGGACCACGAUCCCCUGAAUCGCAGCGGAGCAUCGCAGCUGAGUUUCAUCGACCGCGAGAUCCGGCGCCGGACAAUGUGGGCAUGCUUUCUCAUGGACCGGUUCAACUCCUCCGGUACCGAACGACCUACCUUUGUGAGGGAAGAGACGAUUGAAAUUCCGCUACCGAUCAAAGAAAAAUACUUCCAGCUCGAUAUGCCAGCCCCGACGGAAACCCUCAAGGGCAAGGUCCCUCAUCCCGUGUCUGCUGAGGAUGGUCAAAUGGCCGAUGCGAAAGAGAACAUGGGCGUUGCCGCUCACAUGAUCAAGACCAUCUCUCUCUGGGGUAGAGUCAUCAACUAUCUGAACCAAGGAGGAAAGGAGCUCGACCCCCAUCCCAUCUGGAGCCCCGAAUCCGAGUACACCAAGUUGUUGCAGCAGUCCGAAGACCUGCUCGACAACCUCCCAGAAUUUCUUCGUUACUCACCCGAGAACGUCGCGCUCCACGAUACGGAAAAGAUGGCGAACCAAUUCUUGUUCCUCCACAUCGCGAUGCAGCAAAACGUUCUCUUCCUCAACCGAGUUGCCGUUUCAACGCCAAACAGCCCCGCUGCUCAAGGCGUUCCUCGGGAGUUUGUCGCCAAGGCAGGCGACAAGACGUUUGCAGCCGCCAACAGGAUUUCCGAGGUUCUCAAAGACGCCGAGUCUCACAUGGUGACUGCCCCCUUUGUCGGCUAUUGCGCCUUUUCGUCUGGGACGAUCCACAUACUCGGCAUCUUCUCUGGCAAUCCUGCUGUCGAGGCAGCGUCGAAACGAAACCUGGCGACCAAUGUCAAGUUUCUUUCAAAGAUGAAGAGGUAUUGGGGCAUGUUCCACUACAUGUCUGAGAACCUCCGUGAGCAAUACAGGACAUACGCCGAUGCCGCCAGACAGGGCAAUUCGGCAAAGGAGACGUCAACGGCUUCCCCCAUCUUCCAGUACGGCGACUGGUUCGACCGAUAUCCCCACGGCGUUUCACAAUCCGACUUUUCCGACCCAGCAUCUACGAAGAAGAAGGAGAAGGGCGACGACGCCGUGUUGGAGCAGAAGCCAGAAUUACACACCGUGGAGGAAUACUUUACGAGUUUGUCGCCACCUCGCAGCACAGAAGGCAAUUCGUCAAGGCCAAACCCGCUCAAGCGCAAGUCUUUCGUCGGGAAGAAACUCGGCACUCCGGGCAUGCGAGCAGAUGGAAGCCAACUGGAACCACUCUCCACCGAGAACGUUGCUGCCACGGCGCAAGAGCAACUGAGUGCCCGCAUGCGACAACAGAGAGGCAUGCAGCAAGGCUCGCUCGGCGGCCAGACAAGCGGACCGACCAGCUUCAAUCCCCUGACCGUGCCGCAUUCGCAAGGCUCCAACUACCACGCCCUAUCUCCCAUCAGUCCCAUCGCCGUCAGCCAGUACGGGCACCACCACCCGGGCACACCGUCAUUCUUCUCUCCCGACUUGCUCAACAUGUCGAUGAAUCAACAGAACGGCAUCUUGCAGCCCCUGGACCGGCAGCUCGUGUUUGGCGGGUACUCCAUGGAACAGGGCAACAUGAGCCACUUUGACGGCAUCGACUGGGACGGCAUGCCGAGUAGCGCCCACAGCGCACCGAGAGCGCACAGAGACGGGGCCCGCUCGCGUCCCUCGCGCGGCGGUCCCAAUGGCAUGGGCGGGCCCGGCCACGGACACGGGGAGGGUAUGGGGUUCGGAGGCCAGGAGGCGUCGACGGCGUGGUUCAUGCCGUUCAACAUGGAGCCGCCGGAGAUCGGGCAGGACAUGGGUAUGAAUAUUGACGGGUUCGGCAACAUGUUUGGCAGCGGGUUGCAUCACGGAGCGCGAUGA
Molecule: messenger RNA, 3312 nt
Organism: Colletotrichum lupini
Lineage: Eukaryota; Fungi; Ascomycota; Sordariomycetes; Glomerellales; Glomerellaceae
Product: fungal specific transcription factor domain-containing protein
Exons: 2
Coding region: 1-3312 (1103 amino acids)
Biological process (GO): DNA-templated transcription; regulation of DNA-templated transcription
Cellular component (GO): nucleus
Molecular function (GO): DNA-binding transcription factor activity, RNA polymerase II-specific; DNA binding; zinc ion binding
Source: RefSeq, a predicted model, not a curated record